GAAGACUCUGGCACGAGUGAGCUCUCCGUCCCGCUCCGCUUGGGAGUUUCGUUCAAGGCAUCGCGAUCACGUGAGAGUCACGAGCUGACAUCGCACCUAUAACUUUUCCGACUCCACGCGUCAUGGACAUAUGCGCAGGGAUAUCCAAGAUCCGAGGCUCAGAGCCAUCUUUUUUCUGCAGCCUUUCAAAUUUCACUCCUCAGUAGCGAGGGCGAAACCGACAAGCUCAACUUUCCCUUUCCUCGCCGCUCGAUCAGAUUCCGAUGAGACCCACAACUUGUCGGUCACGAGUCGGGAUAUCCCUUUGGAAAUGAAAUUUCACCAGGGAUCAAUUAUCCAUGUCAGAUGUCCAUGCAUUUUCC
Molecule: messenger RNA, 362 nt
Organism: Mycena citricolor
Lineage: Eukaryota; Fungi; Basidiomycota; Agaricomycetes; Agaricales; Mycenaceae
Source: the annotation of a GenBank genome assembly